GCAAGCGUCAGACAGAACCAGUGAGGAAGCGAGAGAACACCAGGCUGCAGGACAGAGAGAGACAGAGGGAGACAGCCGGAGCAUUAGAGUGAUAGAGCGAUAGAGUGAUAGUGAUAGCUAGAAGAUGGAGGUUCAGUCAGAAUGCCUGGAACCUCCUCCACAUCCACCUACACCUCCAUGCGACCCCCAGCCGCCAGGGAAGAUCAACAAAGCAGCCUUCAAGCUGUUCGGAAAACGAUGCUCUGGAAUGGCUGGAUUCUUCUCCUUCAGGAACAAAGGGACCAACGGGAACGGGAAUUCUGAGAACGGGAAUUCUGAGAAUGGGAAUUCUGUGAAUGGGAAUACUAUGGGGGCGGCUAACGAGCUCGUCAGGAGUAAAACGCAUGAUGGACUAACGAGCUCGGAGACAGACGGACAGAUAGGGGAGGAGUCCGGAAUAUCAGAGGCGGGACAGGUGAGGUCUCUCAGCAAAUCACUGAGCUUCUUUUCGCUGCUCAGACGAGGAAGUGUAAGAGCCAAUGAGACUACAGGGUUUGGGAGAAGGGGGAGGGGUUUAAAAGGCUUCUUCAGUAGUAUGAAAUGGCGGCGGAAGGAGAAAGUGACGGAGGUAGAGGUGGAGGUAGCGGAGGCAAGGGAGAUGAGAGAGGCGGAUGUGAUUCUAACAGAAGAAGUGAAAGACAUCACUCUGACCCUCGAACCCCAGCCCCGCCCACCCCAGGAGGAUCAUGGGAGCUCGGAGGCUGAGCAAAACACAGAAUCGGCAGGAACCUCUCCCGUCAACAACGCCACGACACCACUCACGCACUCUAUCGCCAUGACGAUAAACCUGUCAGAAUUCCCCUAUACGCCAUCCCCUUCUCCUCUCUACUCAAAACCCAAAACGUCAAUUUCCUCUGUAACAGCCACCCCCCCUCUGGAUCGGUGUGACCCCACCUCUGAACCCUCAGUGGACCGGCUCUGUUCACUCCUCUUCACUGACGUCACCUCACUCAAGAGCUUCGAUUCGCUGACGGGGUGCGGUGACAUCAUCGCAGACGCAGAUGAGGAGGGAGCAGGAAAUGGGGGAGGAGGAAAUGGAGGAGUAGGAAGUGCCACUAGCAGUAGCAGUGGGGAAGGAGGGGGAGGAGGAAUACGAAGCUCCAUUUCUACCCAUGUCACCCCUUCCACCCCCUCCCCCACCUCCGCCCCUACCCCCCUCCCUGCCAGGGCACGGCUGAUGCCCUCUCACUCUGCCCCGACUCAGCAGCCCUGUGGCAGCAGCGUGGUGGCCUACAUGGGGGGUGGGGAGGAGAUGGCCAGCCCUGAUGGGGUGGAUGACACAGACAUGCAGGGGCUCUGGCACAUGCUCCCCUCUGGGGGAGAAAACUCCCCCACCCUCCUCCGACCCAACUCUCACCUGGCUCCCCCCAGGGGUACAGAGCGGAAACCCCCCCAGGUCAAGUCUCUGGGACUCAGCAAGAUCCCUGUAGUGGGGGGAGGAAGGGUGACUAAACUCCCCACUCAUGCCGCUUGUCAAACCUCCUUGCCCAAUGUGAAGGAGACUAAGGAGGAAGUCCCGCCCCAACAGGACGUCCCGGCUCUUAGGGAUGAGGGCUACUGGGAUACGCCCUCUGCAACCCCCACAGCAACGCCUGACAACGGCUUCCUACGGAACCAGAGGCUUGGCCUAUCGUGUGACAGCUGCUCUGGCAACGUGCUCUACGACCUCUACAACGAGGAAUUGGACAGAUCUGAUGAAGAGGAUGAGGAAGAGGAUCUGACGAGUACUCCUUCCACCUCCGCUUGUGAGUACAAACUCAGACCUCUGUCCCGGACUAGUCCUCCUUUCUCUUCCUCCUCUUCCUCUUUCCACUCGAUGAAGGGAAGCACUAGCCUUCCCCACGAGUCCAAAAUCCCUCUUAGUGUCAGACAGACCACACCCCCUCACUCUGUGAGCCAAUCAGCUAUUUUCCCUGUCCUCGCAACCACUCCUCCCUUUGACACACCCACCCAUGCCCCUCCCCCAACCCGGUCCAGAAUCCCUUUCUCCAAGGUGCCAGUCCGUCGCCCUGGGAACAAGGCUGGCAACACUACACAAGGGCCAGCCCCCAGGAAGUAGCUCUGGACCAGGCAGCCAUGAACUUUGGUGUCUUUGGACUAAACUUGUGUACACCAUCACUGGUCUUAUGUGUAAGACAUUGCUGGACUGGUGGAUUGUGGAAGGCAUCAGACAAUGAUAGACACUGGAAAUAAAGUGAGAAUAGCUUUAAAACAACACUCCCAUUGGAUCCUAGUGUGUCACAAGAAAACUCAAAAAGCUUUGGGUGGCAAAAAAAGUUUGACAUAUUGUAACCACUGAACAUGUGUUCAACAUCACUGGACGUGUGUGUACAACAUCACUGGAAUUAUGUGUAUGGGACAAGAAACUUCGCAAUGCUUCAAGUGGGGGAAGGGAGGGCACCGAAAGGUUUGGGAUCCACUUUUUUAGACAACUCUCAGCGCUUCCUGACCAGAUGGAUAUGUACUUUAUGGUCACGGAAUUCAACUGCACUACACACCGCUAGGAAGGACCAGAGCACCUUUCACACCACUAGGAAGGACCAGAGCACCUUUCACACCACUAGGAAGGACCAGAGCACCUUUCACACCACUAGGAAGGACCAGAGCACCUUUCACACCACUAGGAAGGACCAGAGCACCUUUCACACCACUAGGAAGGACCAGAGCACCUUUCACACCACUAGGAAGGACCAGAGCACCUUUCACACCACUAGGAAGGACCAGAGCACCUUUUCCUUUUCUCUUCAAGUCCUUUUAUCUAAAACACAGAUUUUUAUACGAUACGACGUGUUUAAUCUAACGACGGCUUAAUCUAAUUAAACAGUUUGGAAUGUGUCAUCAUCUAAUCUGUAACUAAUUACCUCCUAAUCCCAGACUACAAUCCCAGAGUGUCAAUCCUAAAUCUGCAUAUAUAACUUUGUCAUGCCAUUUAGCAGACGCUUUUAUCCAAAGCGACUUACAGUCAUGCCGGUGGAUUCUGGUGGGAGGAGCUAUAGGAGGACAGGCUCAUUGUAAUGGCUGGAAUGGAAUAGAGUCAAACUUGUGGUUUCCAUAUGUCUGAUACCAUUCCAUUUAUGCCAUGCAUUACAAUGAGCCCAUCCUCCCACCAGUAAGUCAU
Molecule: messenger RNA, 3157 nt
Organism: Coregonus clupeaformis (lake whitefish)
Lineage: Eukaryota; Metazoa; Chordata; Actinopteri; Salmoniformes; Salmonidae
Product: APC membrane recruitment protein 2-like
Exons: 1
Coding region: 125-2098 (657 amino acids)
Biological process (GO): regulation of canonical Wnt signaling pathway
Cellular component (GO): plasma membrane
Molecular function (GO): beta-catenin binding; phosphatidylinositol-4,5-bisphosphate binding
Source: RefSeq, a predicted model, not a curated record